Plasmopara halstedii is the source of this 603-nucleotide messenger RNA. RefSeq lists its product as uncharacterized. NCBI's taxonomy places the organism in Eukaryota, Oomycota, Peronosporomycetes, Peronosporales, Peronosporaceae. The coding region runs from base 1 to 603 and encodes 200 amino acids. The transcript is spliced from 3 exons. The record is from RefSeq and is a predicted model, not a curated record.
AUGACCAGAUUAGCUGGACGUGAGAUUCAGCCAUUUGCAGAUACAUUUGUUUUCAAAGAAGUGAUUGAUCAGCUGCAUAUGAUGAAGUAUGUCUCAGAUGAAUGGGAGCAAUUUGAUUUUAUGACAGAUGAAGAUGCGAUUUCUCAUAUAUUAUAUGAAAUCAACGACGUUACAAAUCUAUUCCGUCAUCAUUCCUUUGUAGUUUGGCUCGGAACAAAGUCACCGAAGGAUCUGAAAGCCGCGAUCUCGACUCUAUUGAACAGUUUGAAGAGACUUAAGCACACCAAGAACUAUCUACCAAAAUUUUUGCGGAGGGAAAGAAAAGAAAAGACAUUUCGAAUUUUUUCCGACUUCAAGACGGAUGAAGAUUUUGUUAAAGAAUUGGGACCUUUACUUUGGGGUAAAUUUGACCAUAUCGGAACAGAGGAUUUUGUAAAGUUGAUGUUGACGAAAAUGCGAGAACGAUCAAAAGAUGAAAUUAUGUGGGCUGACAUUAUUUACAAGAUGCGGAGUGACAAAAGUGUUAUUAUGCCCUUUGACGGUUUGUUAAAUGAGCUUCUUCGGACGUACGACACAACUGCAGUAUUUAUCGUCCAGCGGUAA